AUGCACAAGUGGUACAACGAACCUGAAAUCCUACCAGCAAUUGGCUUGUCUGACCACCUGUCCGUUCUUGCUACUCCUGCUGUUCAAGCAAAACAACCCAAUAAUAUUAUUAAGAAAACUGUACGUAAAACAAAAACGUCUAGCAUAACAUCACUUGGAAAAUUCGUCAAGUCAUUGGACUGGAGUCACCUUUACCGCUUAUAGAUACAUUCCUGCCAAAGAAAAAGGUUAAAGUUCAUUGUAGGGAUAAACCAUGGAUCACUCCGGAUUUGAAAAAGCUUAUAUCAGACAGACAACAUGCAUUAGCUGCAGGGAAUCGUAAUUUGUAUAAUCAACGUAGAAAUGAUGUCCGCAGAGCAAUAAAACAAGCAAAACCUUCCUAUUUUCAAACUCAGGUUAAACAUCUUAAAACCGCUGAUCCAUCGAAAUGGUGGAAAGCCGUGAAAAAUCUGGCAGGCUACACUUCAGAUAAGUCUUUUCAUUCUGUGAUCAAUGACAACCGAAUAUUAGAAGGUAAAGACCUAGCAAACGCUAUCAAUGAAUCAUUUGUUGCUGUUAACAAGUCUAUGCCCCUCUUUCCGAAUUCGAUAAACAAUUCCUUAUAA
Messenger RNA from Paramuricea clavata, 605 nucleotides. The record is from the annotation of a GenBank genome assembly. NCBI's taxonomy places the organism in Eukaryota, Metazoa, Cnidaria, Anthozoa, Malacalcyonacea, Plexauridae.